Messenger RNA from Rangifer tarandus platyrhynchus (Svalbard reindeer), 1524 nucleotides. The record is from the annotation of a GenBank genome assembly. Lineage: Eukaryota; Metazoa; Chordata; Mammalia; Artiodactyla; Cervidae.
AUGUCUAAGGCUUCGCUUAGGUUUUCCCGGCAGGAAGGAGGUUUAAAGGAAGGACCAAAUGAAGCCCUUCCCAGAGUUAACUGUCUCCAGCUGGAAGGCAAAGCAGGCAGAGACGAAGAGCUGAAAAGCAAGGCAGAUUCCCUGCGAGAGAGGCGUGAGGCCCAGCAAAAUGGACGCGCCGCAGGCCACGGGUCUAGACACCAUGACGGUGGUCUCCUAGUCCCCCUUAGCAGGCGGUCCCCCAGCCCCUCAAGUUCUAAGCCUCCGGUGCAUAGACUAACCAGUCUAGAAAUUCUGUGGGCCCACGCAACAGCUUCCAAAUGUGCUUCUGUCCCUGUGCUCGGUGAGAAUACGGAGAUGGCAGCGGGAAGGAGUGACAGAAGAAUUACCCAGCCAGACCUCCACGGCAGCAGAGACAGGCCCCCGGCCCACUUGACCUUGGGUACAAGGGCUACCACCUCAAUACAGGAACAGGAUAUAUUUGUUGUAACACUUGUCUCAGUUUCUUGGGAACACAGCUAUUGGGGGAGGGGAUGGUCCAAGCUCGGGGAAGGUGAUUUUCCAGGCUGGAGAUGUGAAGGCAAGGUGCUGCAGAAAACAGUUGUCUCCUGCGGCCGGCGCUGCUGCAGCGGCGCAGGCUCUGGUGAUACGGCUGCUGUCAACGCAGGCAGCUGCAUGCAGAGCACUGCCGGGCGUCGGCUGCAGCGACCGAAGGGCUUGUUGCAGUAUUUGGAUGCACAGAGCCGAAGAAGCAGAGGUCUACCUGGCUUUCUUCCGGGAGCUUCAGACCCAGACCACGGCUUUCACAUCGCACCUUCCAAUCCAGGGGACCAAGCGUGGCAGCGGGCUCCCCCUCCGCCAGGAAACCUCCCUCCUGGUCUAGAGUAUUUAAGCCAGUUAGACCUGAUUAUUAUACACCAGCAGGUGGAACUUCUUGGAAUGAUAUUAGGCACUGAGACCGCCAACAAAUAUGAGAUUAAAAACAGCUUGGGACAAAGAAUAUACUUUGCAGUGGAGGAAAGCAUCUGCUUCAACCGUACUUUCUGUUCCACUCUGCGAUCAUGCAUUCUGAAGAUCACCGAUAACUCAGGUCAAGAGGUGAUUACAGUCAACAGGCCCUUGAGGUGUAACAGCUGCUGGUGCCCUUGCUACCUACAAGAGUUAGAAAUCCAAGCCCCUCCUGGUUCUAUAGUUGGUUAUGUUGCACAGAAGUGGGACCCCUUUCUGCCUAAAUUCACAAUCCAAAAUGCAAACAAAGAAGAUAUUUUGAAAAUUGUUGGUCCUUGUGCAACAUGUGGCUGUUUUGGCGAUGUGGAUUUUGAGGUGAAGACCAUUAAUGAAAAGCUUACAAUUGGAAAGAUUUCCAAGUACUGGUCAGGUUUUGUGAACGAUGUUUUCACCAAUGCCGACAACUUUGGGAUUCACGUUCCUGCAGAUCUCGAUGUGACAGUCAAAGCAGCCAUGAUCGGUGCUUGCUUUCUUUUUGAUUUUAUGUUCUUUGAACAUUCACUGGCUGGAUUAUAA